UUUUUUUUCCGGUUGUUAGCUCUCGCAGGCCCCUCCCUGCCUGGGCCUUGCGACCCCCGCCCCCCGCCCCCGCGGCCCCCCGCCGCUGGGCCUUCCGCCACCAUGAAGAAAUUCUUCCAGGAGAUCAAGGCCGACAUCAAGUUCAAGAGCGCGGGUCCCGGUCAGAAGCUCACGGAGUCGGUGGGGGAGAAAAUCCCCAAAGAAAAAGCUAGGCAGCCGGCGCACCGGCAGCCUCGCCAGGGACCCACCGAUGAGGCGCAGAUGGCGGCCGCAGCGGCGCUGGCCCGGCUGGAGCACAAGCAGCCCAGGGCCCGGGGCCCCACGUCACAGGACUCCAUCCGGAACCAGGUGAGAAAGGAACUUCAAGCUGAAGCGGCUGUCAGCGGGAUCCUGGAGGCCCCAGGGACCAGUGUGGUACCUGAGCCUAACGAGGAAGGCCCGGCCCACUUGGAGGUGCCUGGAGUGUGCUUCACCUGCCCGCUCACAGGGGCCACCCUGAGGAAGGACCAGCGGGACGCCUGCAUCAAAGAGGCCAUCCUCUCGCACUUUUCCACUGACCCCGUGGCUGCCUCCAUCAUGAAGAUCCACACGUUCAACAAAGACCGUGACAGGGUGAAGCUGGGCGUGGACACCAUCGCCAAGUACCUGGACAACAUCUGCCUGCAUCCUGAGGAGGAGAAGUACCGGAAGAUCAAGCUGCAGAACAAGGUGUUCCAGGAGCGCAUUAACUGCCUGGAAGGGACCCAUGAGUUUUUUGAGGCCAUCGGCUUCCAAAAGGCACUGCUUCCGGUUCCUGACCAGGAGGGCCCUGAGGAGUUCUACGUGCUGAGCGAGGCCGCGCUGGCCCAGCCCCAGAGCCUGGAGAAGCACAAGGAGCAGCUGCAGAGCGCCGAGCCCGUGCGGGCCUCCCUGGCCCGCCAGCGCCGGCUCUUCCGGCCUUCGCCUCUGGCCUCCCAGUUCGACCUGCCCAGGGACUUCUUCAACCUCACGGCGGAGGAGGUCAAGCGGGAGCAGAGGCUCAGGUCCGAGGCUGUGGAGCGGCUGAGCAUGCUGCGGACCAAGGCCAUGCGGGAGAGGGAGGAGCAGCGGGAGAUGCGCAAAUACACCUACACGCUGCUGCGGGUCCGCUUCCCCGACGGCUGCCUCCUGCAGGGGACCUUCUAUGCCCGAGAGCGGAUGGCGGCACUCUACGGGUUUGUGCGGGAGGCCUUGCAGAAUGACUGGCUCCCUUUUGAGCUGCUGGCCUCGGGUGGGCAGAAGUUGUCAGAGGACGAGAACUUGGCCUUCAACGAGUGUGGGCUGUUUCCCAGCUAUAAAAUGGGAAUUGGCAAGUGUUGAGUUCCCUGAGCUGCAAAACCCAGAUGGGACUGGAAAUGCAGACCUACCAGGGAGCAAGCCAGAGAGGUGGAGAGUGGUUAGACCCCGAUGCCAGGAGGUCGGCAGGUAAGAGGCCUGGGCAGGAAUUCCCACCAGGUCAUCAGAGGCCCCUGCUGUGGGAACGGGCUGACUGCACCUCCUCACCGUCACUGGUGAGGAGCAGCCCAGGCGAGUGUGGUACUCGCUCAGCGUGAAGAAUGAGCAGGAAGACCUGAGCGCCAUUACAUCAAGGCUGGAGCACAGCUCAGAGGUC
This is a messenger RNA of Manis pentadactyla (Chinese pangolin), 1630 nucleotides long. It is a transcript of the gene UBXN6, whose product is annotated as UBX domain protein 6. NCBI's taxonomy places the organism in Eukaryota, Metazoa, Chordata, Mammalia, Pholidota, Manidae. Gene Ontology annotation, molecular function: protein binding. The coding region runs from base 103 to 1338 and encodes 411 amino acids. Gene Ontology annotation, cellular component: cytoplasm. The record is from RefSeq and is a predicted model, not a curated record. The transcript is spliced from 10 exons.